UUGGGCACAACAAAUCUUCCAUGACCCAAAAUUUCAGAAUCAGCAUCGUCUUCUUCGAGUAGGUUAAGCCUUAAACCAUAAACCCUAGGCGCUCCUGAAACUCUCCCAAGACAAAAAAAAGGGGGUUGGAAAAUGUCGGACAGAGAAGAUUACGAUUCGGAAGCCCCCGAAGAGCUCACAGCCGAGCAGGGAAUACAACAAGACAAAGAACUAAGUAAGGUCCAGAAAGAGAAUAAAGCGAGGGUGGUUCGUGAAGGAAAAGAACGUCGUAGACAAUGGGCCCAAAGGAAAACACCAAAGAAAACACCACAGCCGUCUGCUGGAGUUGAAAGUGUUCAAGAUGCCCCUGAAACUGAAACACACGAAGAAUCUUUGGGUAGUGCAGGGAUGCUUCCAAGCAACAUUGUUGAAUUGCUUGCAGCUCGUGAGAAACAAGUGUUCCACUCAGACUCUGAGGAUGAGAAUACUGACUCAAAGUCCACUAAGAAAAAGAAAAGGCUAAAAAGCUCAGGGGUUGAUACUGUUAUUUUGAAGGAGACACCUGCUCCAAAAUGCUUACAGAAUUCCUUGGCGUUCUUGGAGAAAAGGAAAAUGCAGGUGUCUAGAUCACAUGCAGUGUUGAACAACUCCAACCAAGCCUUACGCUUCCUCUCUUCUUCUGGCUUGUUGAGUAAAAACGUGACGAGCUAAAUGCCAGCAUUUUCUUAUAUUUUUUUCUCUCGAUAUGUGCUAUGAUAUUGUAUUCUCUUAGUCGAGGCUAUGCUGAUAUGUAUCGUACUUAGCUCCCUGAGGAGGGCAUGCCUAUGAAUGAUGAAAAUGGAGAGGGAUCAUGUCCCCAUGGGCCAACUGGUUAUUUUAUAGAAUCUGCAUCUGUGACAUUAUUUUUCUUUCCUUUUUGUUUUAUUGAUAAAAGAAAGAGUUUUUUCCACCCUGAUAUUUUGAAACAUGUUUGGUGCCAGCACUAGUCUGCUGCUAAGUUCUGUGUAGGGUGGGAGGCUAAGAACUGGGCAAAGCUUGGUUAGAGCUUUGAUGAUGAGAAAGAAACAUUUGAAA
This is a messenger RNA of Prunus avium (sweet cherry), 1053 nucleotides long. Its product is annotated as UDP-N-acetylmuramoyl-L-alanyl-D-glutamate-2, 6-diaminopimelate ligase. The record is from RefSeq and is a predicted model, not a curated record. NCBI's taxonomy places the organism in Eukaryota, Viridiplantae, Streptophyta, Magnoliopsida, Rosales, Rosaceae.